UACCCAGCCUUCUUGGAGCAUAACGGACGUCUGCCCCAAAUAGACUCGUCUCCAUUUCCUCUAUAUUCCUCUUCGUAUCCUCCCAAUCCUGAUAUUCCACAACUAUAACCAGCUCUUGCAUCUUGCUCCUUUUGUCCUGCAAAUUUCUGAUUCCAGCAAUCAUUUUCAUAUAGUCUUGUUUUUUUGCCCUUCUAAAUCCCCCAACUAAUUCCCCCCUGCUGGACUUUUGCCCCACCACGCCCGACACGGCGGCCCGUGGCUGAGUCCCGCUGAUUCCUCUCCUCUCCCCACCUAACACUAACACCUCCCAUCUUCCAAACUUGCAGACGAGAGCAGCGGCGAGACACAAACAGAGGAGAGAGAGAGAAAAAUCAAAAGCAACAAGUCAGACACCACACCCUCUCAGCCUCCCGAGACCUGCUCACCCCCUGGCGGUACCCUUCUCAACCGAUACACACCAUCGGAGCGCCAUCGCUCGUCCUACUUGCCGCAGAUUUACUCCUCUCCUCCCCCUGAUCGCACCGUCGCCAGAGCUCGUCAACCGCUCUUUCCCUCCCAUACUCGCGACACCCCCCGAUUGUGCAAACGGUCAUAGAGAACGAGGACAGAGAUCCAUACCGAGAAGGCCUCGCAUUCAUACCCAGAGCGCACACGAAUCCCCACAGAACCGUCAGGAUGGUCCAACAGACCCCCGCACAGGCAGGAUCGCGCAAGAUCUCCUUCAACGUGUCCGAUCAAUAUGAGAUUCAGGAUGUAAUCGGCGAGGGCGCAUACGGUGUCGUAUGCUCCGCCAUUCACAAGCCUUCCGGCCAGAAGGUUGCCAUCAAAAAGAUUACCCCCUUCGACCACUCUAUGUUCUGCCUUCGGACACUACGCGAGAUGAAGCUGCUGCGCUACUUUAACCACGAGAACAUCAUCUCCAUUUUGGAUAUCCAACGACCCCGUAACUACGAGGGCUUCAACGAGGUGUACUUGAUUCAGGAGCUGAUGGAAACCGACAUGCACCGUGUCAUUCGUACGCAAGAUCUGUCAGACGAUCACUGUCAAUACUUUAUCUACCAGACGCUGCGCGCGCUGAAGGCUAUGCAUUCCGCCAACGUCCUGCACCGCGAUCUGAAGCCUUCUAAUCUCCUGCUCAACGCCAACUGUGAUUUGAAAGUGUGCGAUUUCGGUUUGGCCCGCUCGGCCGCCUCGACCGACGACAACUCCGGCUUCAUGACGGAAUAUGUGGCUACUCGCUGGUACCGUGCCCCGGAGAUUAUGUUGACAUUCAAGGAAUACACCAAGGCCAUUGACGUGUGGAGUGUGGGCUGCAUAUUGGCCGAGAUGCUGAGCGGCAAGCCGCUCUUCCCUGGAAAGGAUUACCACCACCAGCUCACCCUCAUCCUGGACGUCCUCGGCACGCCGACCAUGGAAGACUACUAUGGUAUCAAGUCCCGACGAGCACGCGAGUACAUCCGCUCUCUCCCCUUUAAGAAGAAGAUUCCCUUCCGCGCUCUUUUCCCCAAGAGCAACGAUCUGGCCUUGGACCUGCUCGAGAAGCUACUGGCAUUCAACCCAGCCAAGCGCAUCUCCGUUGAGGACGCCCUGCGCCACCCGUACCUGGAACCAUACCACGACCCAGAAGAUGAGCCCACGGCGCCGCCUAUUCCGGAGGGCUUCUUUGAUUUCGACAAGAACAAGGACACGCUGAGCAAGGAGCAAUUGAAGCUGUUGAUAUACGAGGAGAUUAUGCGGUAGGACGCACCGCGCGAGGGAUCAUAGCAAUACUUUUUUUUUCUUCUUCUCUGUCUUUCUGGAGCAUGCAUUCAUUCGAUCAACUGUCAGCCUGGACGCGAUUUUGCCGUGGUUAGAUAACAAGGACAAACUCUGCAGAUAGCCAUCUACGAGGUGAUCUGUCAAUUCCAAAAAUCCAAUCAACGUUGAAAACGAACGAGA
Molecule: messenger RNA, 1938 nt
Organism: Penicillium brasilianum
Lineage: Eukaryota; Fungi; Ascomycota; Eurotiomycetes; Eurotiales; Aspergillaceae
Source: the annotation of a GenBank genome assembly